UUGAUGUGGCAGCACUAGCGCAUUGCAGAAAAUUUCUUUGCUUGCAAAACAAUAAUAAGCUUUCUUAAUUUUAGUUUAAUAACAAUAGAAAACCAACGACGAGAAGCAGCAUAAAAGCACAGAAAACAUGUUUCGAUCAAGUUUCGACAAAAACUUAGAAAAUGCCACCAGUCACUUGCGUUUGGAGCCCGACUGGCCCUCAAUUCUCCUGAUUUGCGAUGAAAUCAACCAGAAAGAUGUCACCCCCAAAAAUGCCUUCGCCGCCAUCAAGAAGAAGAUGAACUCGCCCAAUCCGCACUCCUCCUGCUAUUCCCUCCUGGUCCUCGAGAGCAUCGUCAAGAACUGCGGCGCACCCGUUCACGAGGAGGUGUUCACCAAGGAGAACUGCGAGAUGUUCAGCAGCUUCCUCGAGUCCACGCCCCACGAGAACGUGCGCCAGAAGAUGCUGGAGCUGGUGCAGACCUGGGCCAACGCCUUCCGCUCCUCGGACAAGUACCAGGCCAUCAAGGACACCAUGACCAUCCUGAAGGCGAAGGGACACACGUUCCCCGAACUUCGGGAGGCAGAUGCCAUGUUCACGGCGGACACGGCGCCCAACUGGGCAGAUGGCAGGGUAUGCCAUCGCUGUCGCGUGGAGUUCACCUUCACCAACCGAAAGCACCACUGCCGGAACUGUGGCCAGGUCUUCUGUGGCCAGUGCACGGCCAAGCAGUGUCCGCUGCCCAAGUACGGCAUCGAAAAGGAGGUGCGUGUGUGCGACGGCUGCUUCGCUGCACUCCAGCGCCCGACGAGCGGCAGUGGUGGUGCCAAGUCCGGACCACGUCCGACGGACAGCGAGCUACCGGCUGAGUAUCUGAACAGCACUUUGGCGCAGCAGGUGCAGACACCAGCCCGCAAGACCGAGCAGGAACUCAAGGAGGAGGAGGAACUGCAGCUGGCGCUGGCCCUCAGUCAAUCGGAAGCGGAGCAGCAGAAGCCCAAGCUGCAAUCCCUGCCAGCCGCUGCCUAUCGCAUGCAGCAAAGGUCUCCCAGUCCGGAGGCACCGCCAGAGCCCAAGGAGUACCACCAGCAGCCGGAGGAGGCUACCAAUCCGGAGCUGGCCAAGUACUUAAACCGCAGCUACUGGGAGCAGCGCAAGAUCAGCGAAUCGUCCUCCAUGGCAAGUCCCUCGGCACCGAGCCCCAUGCCUCCAACUCCGCAGCCCCAGCAGAUCAUGGCCCUGCAGGCCAAGAGUGCGGAUGAAGUGCAGAUCGAUGAGUUUGCCGCCAAUAUGCGCACCCAGGUGGAGAUCUUUGUGAACCGCAUGAAGUCGAACUCGAGUCGCGGCCGCAGCAUCUCCAACGACUCCUCUGUGCAGACUCUCUUCAUGACCCUUACUUCGUUGCACUCCCAGCAGUUGUCGUACAUCAAGGAGAUGGACGACAAGCGCAUGUGGUACGAGCAGCUACAGGACAAGCUCACCCAGAUCAAGGACUCGCGGGCUGCGCUGGACCAGCUGCGUCAGGAGCACGUGGAGAAGCUGCGCAGGAUCGCCGAGGAGCAGGAACGUCAGCGGCAGAUGCAGAUGGCCCAGAAGCUGGACAUAAUGCGCAAGAAGAAGCAGGAGUAUCUGCAGUAUCAACGACAGUUGGCACUGCAGCGCAUCCAGGAGCAGGAGCGCGAGAUGCAGCUACGCCAGGAGCAGCAGAAGGCGCAGUAUUUGAUGGGACAGUCGGCUCCACCUUUCCCCUACAUGCCACCAUCGGCGGUGCCGCAACAUGGAUCGCCCUCGCAUCAGCUCAACAACGUCUAUAAUCCCUAUGCUGCCGGUGUGCCCGGCUAUUUGCCGCAGGGUCCUGCCCCGGCUCCCAACGGACAUGGCCAGUUCCAGGCCAUUCCGCCGGGCAUGUACAAUCCGGCAAUGCAGCAGCCAAUGCCGCCGAAUCUGCAACCCGGCGGAUUAAUGCAACAGCCCGCGCCACCUGGAAAUCCCCAGAUAAUGCCGCCCAUGCCCGAAAAUCAGUUUGCCAACAAUCCUGCUGCUAUCCUCCAGCAGCCGCAAGUCCCGCAAUCGCAGCAGCAUUCGAUUGCCCAGCCUCCUCAAAUGCCAUUCCAACCGCAGCCUCAACAGAUUCCUGGACAGCAGCCUCAACAGAUUCCUGGUCAGCAGCCACAGCAGAUUCCUGGUCAGCAACCUCAGCCAAUCCCUGUUCAGCAGCCCCAGCCACAACCCCAAAUGGGUCACGUUAUGCUGCAGCAGCACCAGGCUCCUCCAGCAGCACAGGCACCUCCAGUCACCGAAAUCGCCAACAAUCAAGUCCAAGCGGUGGCUGCUGCACCUGCUCCGCCGCAAAACGAACCGGGACCCGUGCCCGUUAAGGCUGAGGAGCCGGCUACGGCGGAACUGAUUAGCUUUGAUUAAUCCAAGAGAUGUUAUUCCAUUUGUAUUACCCUUCAGGGCUGGGUCAAACAGUUCUCGUGCGGUUGUUAGGCCAAAAAUGUGUGUUUUGUUUAGUUGAACGCGGUUAUUAGUUACUACUUCAAAAGUUUUUGUUGCGCGAAAGGAACGUGCUAAAUUUUAAGUUUAGACCAAAUUUAUGGAGGUAAAAAGACAGUUGAAAAAUGCUGCACGAGAUCUGUUCCCCGCUCUUUUAUCACGUUUUAACCGACUAAUGUUAUUCCACAAUAAACAUAACUUUGUAUUUUGAGA
This is a messenger RNA of Drosophila mauritiana, 2689 nucleotides long. It is a transcript of the gene Hrs, whose product is annotated as hepatocyte growth factor-regulated tyrosine kinase substrate. The record is from RefSeq and is a predicted model, not a curated record. NCBI's taxonomy places the organism in Eukaryota, Metazoa, Arthropoda, Insecta, Diptera, Drosophilidae. The coding region runs from base 128 to 2401 and encodes 757 amino acids. Gene Ontology annotation, molecular function: ubiquitin binding; phosphatidylinositol binding; metal ion binding. The transcript has 5 exons.